AUGCUCUUCACUUCAAUCCUCGCCGCUUCUCUGGCAACCUUGCCCGCAGUCAGUGCCUACCCCAUCACAGGGGAUACCGUCAACUGUCGCUCAGGCCCAGGAACCAACUACGACGUCGUGAAAAGCUACAAAAGCGGCGAAGAUAUCAAAAUCGUCUGCCAAGCCUCCGGCACCGACGUCAAGGGCGACAGCCUCUGGGACAAAACCUCAGAUAACUGCUACGUGACCGAUUACUACGUCAAGACCGGUAGCACCAGCUACGUCGCCGACAAGUGCGACGCCAGUGGUGGCGGCGGUAAUGGUGGUGGUAGUGGUGGUGGCAGCGGAGAUGGCAGCUCAAUCGUCAAGGCCGCAGAGAAAGAAAAAGGACUCCCCUACGUCUGGGGCGGCGGCAACUAUAACGGACCAACAGGUGGAGGAUUUGACUGCUCCGGUCUGACUCAGUAUGCGCUUUACCAGUCGCUGCAUAAGAAGAUUCCGCGCACGGCGCAGACGCAGUACGAUGCGACUAGUAUUGGGAAGAGGUACCCGCGAUCGCAGGCCAAGGAAGGCGAUUUGCUUUUCUGGGCUGAGGGGGGUAAUUGCAAGUCUGGGGUUUCGCAUGUGGGUAUUUAUAUUAAGAAGGAUCUUAUGAUUAAUGCGGCGCAUACUGGGACUCCGGUGCGGGAACAGUCGAUUUGGACUUCUUAUGGUGGGGAGAGUAUUUGUGAUUAUGUUAUGAGAUUUUGGUAG
Messenger RNA from Penicillium cosmopolitanum, 732 nucleotides. RefSeq lists its product as uncharacterized. The record is from RefSeq and is a predicted model, not a curated record. The coding region runs from base 1 to 732 and encodes 243 amino acids. The transcript has 2 exons. Lineage: Eukaryota; Fungi; Ascomycota; Eurotiomycetes; Eurotiales; Aspergillaceae.